AUGAAUCUUCAAACGCGACUCGGUUAUUGCUCAGCUACUACCUCCGAUACCGCGUACAGAUCAAAGAUUCGAUCUUACGUUUUGUGUGGAAUCAAUAUCACGGCCUUGUUUCUCGCAGGACUGGUGUUCCUCGCUAAUAAAGCUGCUCUCAAAAGGAAAUAUUCUAAUCUGCAAUCGUCUUACCAACUUCAAGAAAACAUCGACGUAAUCUACGUCAUCAUACCUUUGUCAAUAGUCCAAUCAUUUUGUCAUCUGUUGCUUUCUGCUGCUGGUGCUAUUCUAUUUGCGUACGAAGGCAUUGUCUCAGCAAUCACUUAUCGGAUUCUAUUGACUGCUACCUACAUCAUACCAUACUACACUCUAAUUGCACCAGUACUUUUGCUUUUGUUAUUGAAGUGGUCGUCUAAAAAAAGGACGACUAAGCUUAUUGCUGUUACGAAUCUACCUGACGAGAAUAGUACUUACUUUGCUACAUACUCAAAGAUGUGGGAUGUCACAGUUGAUAAAUAUAAAUUCUGA
Molecule: messenger RNA, 519 nt
Organism: Cylicostephanus goldi
Lineage: Eukaryota; Metazoa; Nematoda; Chromadorea; Rhabditida; Strongylidae
Source: the annotation of a GenBank genome assembly